CUGGACUCCCCUUCGGUCCAGGCCGCGCCCGGGGCUCCGCGCCAGCCAAUGAGCGCCGCGUGUCCGGGCGUGUCCCCGCGCCCCGAGCAUAAACCCUGGCGCGCUGGCCGCCCGGCACUCUUCUGGUCCACGCAGACUCAGAAAGAACCCACCAUGGUGCUGUCUCCCGCCGACAAGAGCAACGUCAAGGCCGCCUGGGGUAAGGUCGGCAGCCACGCUGGCGACUAUGGUGCCGAGGCCCUGGAGAGGAUGUUCCUGUCCUUCCCCACCACCAAGACCUACUUCCCCCACUUCGACCUGAGCCACGGCUCUGCCCAGGUCAAGGGCCACGGCAAGAAGGUGGCCGACGCGCUCACCAACGCCGUGGCGCACGUGGACGACAUGCCCAACGCGCUGUCUGCGCUCAGCGACCUGCACGCGCACAAGCUUCGGGUGGACCCGGUCAACUUCAAGCUCCUGAGCCACUGCCUGCUGGUGACCCUGGCCGCCCACCACCCGGCCGAAUUCACCCCUGCGGUGCACGCCUCUCUGGACAAGUUCCUGGCUUCUGUGAGCACCGUGCUGACCUCCAAAUACCGUUAAGCUGGAGCCUCGGUCGGUCGGCAUUCCUCCUGCCCUCUGGGUCUCGGGCCAGGCCCUCCAUCCCUCCCUGCACCGGCCCUUCCUGGUCUUUGAAUAAAGUCUGAGUGGGCGGCA
Molecule: messenger RNA, 696 nt
Organism: Callithrix jacchus (white-tufted-ear marmoset)
Lineage: Eukaryota; Metazoa; Chordata; Mammalia; Primates; Cebidae
Product: hemoglobin subunit alpha
Biological process (GO): hydrogen peroxide catabolic process; oxygen transport
Cellular component (GO): haptoglobin-hemoglobin complex; blood microparticle; hemoglobin complex
Molecular function (GO): organic acid binding; oxygen binding; haptoglobin binding
Source: RefSeq, a predicted model, not a curated record